UGCUCCUGUUCAGUCGCUUCUGGGUCCCACUGCUCUGCGGAGGGAGGUAACACGCGCGGCGCGCGACCCGAGUUUACGGACUUCGUAAUGCAAAUUUCAAUCGCAGUGUGCUUGAACUUGUUACUGAAACAUGUGCUAGUUAUGGCCCAAAAUUUUGUGUGAAUUAGGAUUCUUAUAAGUUCCUAAUGGACAUGGGUGUCAUUCCGAAAAGACGUCGGGCUGUCAGUGACACACCAGACACCCUCUCAACGCAGCCGCAGGUGCCUGAGCUAUCAGAUGAGCAUAAGCAAGCGGAAGGCUGCAGGCCAGGUCUCUGUGGACAAGAAGCAGCAUGCCAUCCAUUACCGAACAAAAACUACACCUGUGUGUGCCCGCACGAUGGUUCAGAGCCCACAAAAGAUCUCAAGUGUCCAAACAGGAUGACAGUUGCUGCGACGCCUAAGCCAAUACACAUUGGCAUUUUGAUCCCACCGAACGGAGCAAAUUCCACGGCCCGCAACGUAACGACAGCGCCGCAGGCCGGCAGAACAGUUCAAGAGGAACCCUUGCCGACGCUGAGUUACCUUGUGAUAUGGAUCCUUGGACUCGCGCUAGUGGCGCUAAUUGUCUUGGGUACCGUGUGUCUAUGGAAACGGAAGGAAAUGGGUAGAUGUGUCACUCGGAGCGGCAAAGCUCGGCAAUCAUCAUCUGGCAGCCCAUCUCCUCUUAGCCUCAGCAAAGGUCUGCUGGUGCCGAAUCGGUACACUCCCAAUCCUCAGUACAGCGCAUGCGCAACCCCCGACACUGUUCUAGUGCCUCAACUGCCCAGAGAAAAGCUCUGCUUCCUCCAGGAAAUUGGUGAAGGAUGUUUUGGAAAGGUUUAUAAAGGUGAACUGAGAAGAGAGGACGGCCAGCAGCCAGAGAUCGUGGCUGUCAAAGUGUUGAAAGAGACGGCGACCCGAGAGGCCGAAGAGGAUUUUAUGAGAGAGGUGGACAUCAUGAGUGCCUUCCGCCACAGCAACAUACUCUCCCUCAUAGGCGUUGUCCUCAGAGACGCGGGCAACAGCCCCUGGAUGGUGUUCGAGUUCAUGCCGUACGGUGACCUGGCCGAAGUUCUGCGGAGAAAUAGCCGACAGUUCUGGAAGCCCAUCCGUGGGCUGGCGCCGCUGACAAAGGACAUGCUGUUGUCAGUAGCCCUGCAAAUCUCCGCGGGGAUGCAGUACCUGGCAGGACAGCGCUUCGUGCACCGCGACCUGGCUUGUCGCAACUGCCUCGUGGGAGCAGGACUCACUGUGAAAAUCGCUGACUUCGGCAUGAGCCGUGACGUAUACACAUGCGACUACUACAAGAUCGGCGGUUCUCGGCUGCUACCUGUCAGAUGGAUGUCGCCCGAAAGUGUCAUGUAUGGGCGAUUUACCCUGGAAUCCGACGUGUGGUCAUAUGGCGUAGUCCUGUGGGAGAUAUACAGCAUCGGCAAGCAGCCCUACUACGGCCAGUCAAACGAAGAGGUGGUGAAACUUAUCCUACAAGGAAUUAUGUUGAUACCUCCAGAGGAUUGCCCUCAAGUCAUCUGGGAUCUGAUGCGUUCCUGCUGGAAAACAGAACCAAGAGACCGAAUUCGGUUUCCAGAUAUCUACAUUCGCUUGAAGAAGGCCCAGGAAGAAGCAGAACAGUCUCCUGCAAUCACAUCAAUGCCAUUAUCGCCCUCGCUGUCAUUAUUUCCUCCACAAAUGAAUCAACAUUGCACAUUAUCAUCAUCACCAUCUUCAUCUUCAUCAUCAUCAUCAUCAUCAUCAUCAUCGUCGUCACCAUCCUCAUCCUCAUCAUCCUCAUUUAUGCCCCAGUCAGAGCCACUACCAAAACCUCCGGGAGCAUUGCCAUUACAGGACUUGGGCACCAAAACAGCAGAACUCUUAGACAGAGAAAACUACUUGCUGCCACAAAUACCUCCUGCAUCAAGGCGUGAAUACUUGCAACCCUUACCAGACUGAUGAACUUUCAUCAGCACUCUUGUGUUGUGGUCUCUCAAAUUAUUCCGUGGGCCUCAUUAUUCCUAGUCGAAUGAGUUAUCUAUCUGUGGUGUUGGAAAAUCGGAGUGAGAUUAAAUAUACUCAGAGCUUAUAUGGAAAGCAGGAACUGUGUCAUACAGCAUUUCAUAAGUAAAUAACUAGAUGCAAUAGAAAAAUUAUUAAUAUUGAUUUUUUUAUAAUUACAAGAAGUAAUGAUCAGAGCAUAAAAGGCUCUCUUAAAAAUUAUUUUUCUUGUUUCUAAAUAUAAUUUAUGGUGUAAGUUGUGUAAGAAUCGUGAUAUUCAUUGUACUUAUUAAUGGAAUAAUAUCUUUUCCCUGAUUCACCUGAUAUUUUUGUUAAACCCUGAUUAUACAUCAUGCCAAUUAGUCAUGUACACAUGGCAGCUCUUCUCCCCAUACAGGCAAUAGUAACCACAAAAUUCUGCUGAAAGUUCUUUUCAUUCUACUGUCAAUGUUUGGCACAUUCUAAAUUCUUCAUGUUACUAACAUUACAUUCAGGACUGACAUUUACUUCAUUUAGCUAAGAAAUAAUUAGAUGCACUGUAUUUUGAAAGACAAGGGGUAAUUUGUAAUUUUGUUACAUAAUUUAUAUUUUCAGUGAACAAAACUGAUUUUAUGGACAGUCUGGUUCUUGAUGCUGAACAUAUGCAAUCCCUAAUGAAGGUAAUAUACACGUAGUAUUCUGCCAGACAGCUAGUUUUCUGACUCUUAUUGUUAACUUUGUCUCCAAGUAAGAUUUUCAACAGAAAGUGAAAAGAACUGUAAUGAUUCCAUUUUCAGAUAACUCCACCCUUAUUUCAGGUGAAAUUUCAUAUACAAAUAAUUAAAUCAAAUGAAUCACUGAGGCCAUGGAUUAAUAUUAUUAAUAAAAUAAUUUUGUUUG
This is a messenger RNA of Cryptotermes secundus, 2891 nucleotides long. RefSeq names its product BDNF/NT-3 growth factors receptor. The transcript has 10 exons. The coding region runs from base 186 to 1970 and encodes 594 amino acids. Gene Ontology annotation, molecular function: transmembrane receptor protein tyrosine kinase activity; ATP binding; neurotrophin receptor activity. The record is from RefSeq and is a predicted model, not a curated record. Gene Ontology annotation, cellular component: signaling receptor complex; axon. Gene Ontology annotation, biological process: protein phosphorylation; multicellular organism development; cellular response to nerve growth factor stimulus. Lineage: Eukaryota; Metazoa; Arthropoda; Insecta; Blattodea; Kalotermitidae.